This is a messenger RNA of Entrophospora sp. SA101, 222 nucleotides long. The record is from the annotation of a GenBank genome assembly. Lineage: Eukaryota; Fungi; Glomeromycota; Glomeromycetes; Entrophosporales; Entrophosporaceae.
AUGCCGCCAGCAAUUGAAAGAACUAUUUAUACUGAAGAAGAACUCUUAUCGAACGAUGAGAUACUGAAUGAACCACCACCUCCUUAUUCAGAAUACCCGCUUGUAACUAACAGUGUAGUUCAAAAUAGACAUCAAGCUGUUAAUUCUUCAAAUAAUUAUGGCCAGCAAAUUUUUACAGUUGAGUUUAUCCUCAGAGAUAGUUUGGAUGCAGAUGAAGGUUAG